Molecule: messenger RNA, 1458 nt
Organism: Mya arenaria
Lineage: Eukaryota; Metazoa; Mollusca; Bivalvia; Myida; Myidae
Exons: 1
Coding region: 1-1458 (485 amino acids)
Source: RefSeq, a predicted model, not a curated record
AUGAGCCGGAAAUUCACAGACAGUGAAAUACGGGCUUACUCCAAGAACAGAUAUGAAGAGAAGGUGCUGCGACUAAAACUGGGCAAACUGAAGGAGGACAUGGGUAUAUUCCAUGAUGUCUCAUCUAAACAACGCCAGAACCUCGUGGAUGAAUGCAAGGAGAUACGAAUGACCACUGGCGGAAGCCCUGUUCCGAAAGAGCUUUUGAUAGGCACACCCUUCGACUUUUCGAGUCGGGUCCAACGCCCAUGGGCGUACAGUGUCAUGGAAACAACAUACAACAUGGCGUACAAAGAUGCUACAAUUCCAGUUCCCAAACUAAAACGAAGAAAAUCGGAAUCCGAUUCUGUUAGAUCAAUGCCACGAUCAGCCAGAUCUAUGUUUGAGAUGAGAACCGCGGCACGUGAAAAUCGUGUCCAUUCUUCAAAGAGUUACGCCUCCUCGAAACGCUCACAUAUAACAAGUUUUAGUGACAGCGCAAUAAAGAAUGUGGCACUCAUCAGCGACUUCCCUAAUAAAUUCAUGUGUAGUUCACGAGGGGAGGAAAGUAAAGGCGCCUCCGGGAUGCCGCCAAUUGAUGCUAAACUAGGUUCAAUUAAAGAGGACCAUAACCAGGUAUUUCAGAGUCCGAAUAUUACGGUCGACCAUAUAGACACUCAGAAUAAACAAUCUCCAGAUACAGAAAAACGAGAAAAAAACAAUAUGGAAAGUAAAGAAGAAAUUAAUCCCAACAACUUGUUUGUAAAGCCGGUCAGACCAGAAUCCCGAAUUUAUGGGGCACCGAUUGCUCUCCCACCUGCUUAUAAAAUUGAUUCAAAAGAUUAUCAAGACGCGGAACGGACACGAGCCAUUAACAGAUCCAAGUCACGUGUGAGUUUUUCCGCAUCUCAUGUUUCAAACGAUUCAGGUAACAAGGACGCACACAAACCUAAAUCUGCUUCCUCGGAAAAGUUAGCUCCACAAAGUGAGCCAAGCAAAACUGGUUCAUCAGCUGUUUCUGAGCAAGGAGAUAGUGAAGAGAUCCACCAUGACGAGUCAAAGGGUAGAACCCAUAUCAUGACUCUUGACCCGGACACCAUGCAGGAUGCUAACUUAAGAAACUUGGAGGACAUUUACUAUAAAGGUCGUCGACUGCGGAACUAUAUCAAGCCGGAAGAACGGUAUAAAAUUGACCCGAUCGUCAUGCAAAGACGACAACAGAAAAUGGACAAACUAGCCAAGGAGAGUUUAACAUUUUUGAAACGAGUGAAUCACGAGAACAUCAAAGUAGAUAUAGCGUUUCCGAGGUCUGCUCGACGCCGAAUUUUGACGAAACUAGUGCAAGAAAAUAACUCGAAUAAAAGUAAAAAGGUUAGUAACGAUGACAGCUUUGACAUGAAGAAGAAGAUCGACUAUUUUAUGGACUCGAUUUCAGAAUAUUUACGCAAACAACAUCUUCAGAGAGAACAUACUUUUUAA